This is a messenger RNA of Olea europaea var. sylvestris, 1519 nucleotides long. RefSeq lists its product as uncharacterized. Lineage: Eukaryota; Viridiplantae; Streptophyta; Magnoliopsida; Lamiales; Oleaceae. Bases 157 to 1329 code for a protein of 390 amino acids. The record is from RefSeq and is a predicted model, not a curated record. The transcript is spliced from 3 exons.
AUAUUAAUUUCCCCUCUUUGCCAUUUGGGCUGAUGGGCUGUCCCUUUUGUCCCUUGUGACUCAUAAAUCUACCAUUUCCCUCUCCCCCAUACAAUUCUUAAGUCUCAAAAUUGUGCUUCUUUUUGCUCAACUUUGGUGUUUUAAUUUAGAAAAACAAUGUCGUCGAGGGCUCGAAGAAAACAGAUAUGGUGUGUGCAACCUCUUACUCCUCUAAUGGAAGGGCCAGAUUUUAGCAUGCAGAAUCAAGAAGCAAGCAAAAAAGAGAGUUCUUGGGAAGUCAUUAGAGAAUGGUUUCGUGUACAAAAAAGUGUACCAGGAAGCAAUAACUACUCAAUGUCUGUUUAUGGGAACAAUAUUAGUCUAGCCAAGAGGCAAGAUUUGAGACUUUUGCUUGGUGUUUUGGGUUGUCCACUUGCCCCUAUUCCUAUAUCAAACAACCCUAUUUUCAAUCUUCACAUUAAGAACAUUCCCAUCGAGACAUCAGCAGCAAAUUACAUAAUUCAACAGUACUUGGCUUCAACGGGGUGCUCAAAACAACAUAAUUGUGCAAAAAACAUGUACACUUCUGGUGUGGUGAAAAUGAUCCGUUGUGAAACAGAAAUUUCAUCAGGGAAAAGCGUGAGGACUUUGGGGUCUAGGACAGGAGAAAAUGGGUGCUUUGUGCUAUGGCAAAUGUCGCCGGGAAUGUGGUCACUGGAACUGGCCGUCGGCGGUAAUAAAGUUCUCGCAGGCAGCGAUGGAAAAACUGUAUGGAGACACACCCCUUGGCUUGGCACCCAUGCUGCUAAAGGGCCUCAACGCCCUUUACGUCGUAUCAUUCAGGGGCUCGAUCCGAGGAGCACUGCACGCUUAUUUGCGAAAGCCCAAUGCUUAGGGGAGAAACGCAUAGGAGAGGAUGACUGCUUCGUCCUAAAAGUGGCGGCAGAUCGGGCUGCGGUGAUAGAAAGAAGCGAAGGACCAGCCGAAGUGAUCCGGCAUGUAUUAUAUGGUUAUUUCAGCCAGAAAAGUGGGCUUCUCAUUUACAUGGAGGAUUCGCAUCUAACCAGAGUCCAGACUCCUGAUAACGGUACUGUUUACUGGGAGACCACCAUAGGGAGCACCAUUGGUGAUUAUGUGGACGUCGAUGGAGUACUAAUUGCUCAUCAGGGGAGGACUAUUGCCACUGUUUUCCGAUUUGGGGAGACGUCGAUUGAGCAUAAUAGGACUCGAAUGGAGGAAGAGUGGAGGAUUCACGACAUUGUUUUUAAUGUGCCAGGAUUGUCAAUGGACUCGUUCAUUCCUCCUGCUGAUAUCCUUGAUGCCGAGAAUUCAAAUACAGUAUCCCCAUGAAUAAGCAAGCAUCCGGAGAAUAUAGCAUCUCUAUAUUUUCCUUUUUUUUCUGUAUUGUCAUUGGGAAAAACGGUUAUAUAUUUUAAGAUCUAGACUUUUAGUAAUUCUGAUCAUACGCUUUAUCCCCCGUACUAAUUUCUAACUAUGUAAUCUUCAUCUGAAUUAAUCAAAAAAAGUAUAAAUUACUGUA